Scutellospora calospora is the source of this 372-nucleotide messenger RNA. Lineage: Eukaryota; Fungi; Glomeromycota; Glomeromycetes; Diversisporales; Gigasporaceae. The record is from the annotation of a GenBank genome assembly.
AUGUCUUUUGAUUCAAAUAAUUUAAACAAAACUCCUGAAGAAUGUAGUGAUGAAGAAAACUUAGAUAUACUUUAUGAUAGUAAUUUAGAUGAUAAUGCAGAAAUAAUGCAAGAUAAUGAUAAUAUUUUACAGGAUAUGAGUUUUGAAGAAAUAGUUGAAAUUAAUAAAGAAAAUUCUAAUGAAAUUUUAGAUCAAGGUUUAAAUUUAGUUCAACCAAAAAAAAUUACUACAGAAGCAAGUUCUAUUCAUUCUUAUUUACAACAACAGCAUCAAUUAAUAAAGGAUAAAAAGAAGCAAACAAUAAUUGAUUAUUUUGUUAAAAAAUAUUCAAAAAAAGUUCAAAUAGAAAAAACUCAAUUAAUUAUUGAAUAG